Colletotrichum paranaense is the source of this 150-nucleotide messenger RNA. RefSeq lists its product as uncharacterized. Gene Ontology annotation, molecular function: zinc ion binding; DNA-binding transcription factor activity, RNA polymerase II-specific. The transcript has a single exon. Bases 1 to 150 code for a protein of 49 amino acids. The record is from RefSeq and is a predicted model, not a curated record. NCBI's taxonomy places the organism in Eukaryota, Fungi, Ascomycota, Sordariomycetes, Glomerellales, Glomerellaceae. Gene Ontology annotation, biological process: regulation of DNA-templated transcription.
AUGACCCGACCCAAGGUCCCAGAUGACAAGCGCCAACGGACUGCACAGGCCUGUGACACGUGUAAGCGACGAAAGCAAAAGGUAAGCAUCCUCUUUUCCCCAUCCCCCACGUUCCUGGUGCACCCAACUCUUGUUUUCUGUUCGUGGUAG